Molecule: messenger RNA, 1197 nt
Organism: Camellia sinensis
Lineage: Eukaryota; Viridiplantae; Streptophyta; Magnoliopsida; Ericales; Theaceae
Source: RefSeq, a predicted model, not a curated record
AUGGUUAGUGAUGUUAAACGUGUUAUUCUAGAGCAAAAAUUUGAUUCGGUCGAAGAUAGAGAAGCUUUCUACAAUGCGUAUGCUAAAGCCAAUGGAUUUAGUAUACGAAUAUCCAGUUUUAACACAAAUAAAGAGGGAAAGGUUGUCAGUAGGCUGUGGUUGUGUUCAAGGGAAGAUGUUGGUGAAUGGGGAAAGUAUGUUGUGGCUCACUUUGUCGCAGACCACAACCAUGAAUUGGCGGAACAACACUGUGUGAUGUAUCUGAGGUCACAUCGCAGUUUAAACAGCGUUGACAAAGCUCAAGCAAUGGCUAUGCGCAACGUCGGUGUGAAGACUAGCCAAAUCAUGGACUAUAUGGUAAAUCAAUCCGGGUCUUAUGAGAAUGUUGGUUUCAUCCAUACGGAUCUGCACAACCAUAUUCAAGCCGAACGUAGAGCAGAAGUUGAGGAUGGUGAUGCGCAGAAGGCGAUGGGCAAUAAAGCACCUGUGUCUGUAUUGACAGAUGGGGAUAAGGCGAUGCGAGAGGCAAUCAGAAGAGUAUUUCCAGACGCAAGACAUCGAUUAUGUAAUUGGCAUGUUGGGAAAAAUGAUGUUUCAAAUGUUCACAAAAGUGGUUUUGCACAUGCUUUCAAGCAGUGCAUGGACAUGGAAACGGAUGAGACAAAGUUUGAGCAUGGCUGGACGACAAUAGUCGAAAAAUUUGGACUUCAAACCAACAGUUGGGUGUUGGAGACACAUGAGAAGCGUCAUAUGUUGGCUGAGCCAUAUAUGCGUGGACAUUUCUUUGCUGGGAUGAAGAGCACUCAACGCUCGGAGAGUAUGAAUGCUUAUUUCAGUCCCUUCCUCCAACACAAAUUGAAGUUAUAUGAAUUUUUUAGGCACUAUGAUCGGGCUUUUGCAAGGAUAAGGUAUAACGAGGCUGGAGAUGAUGCUGAAACAAAUAACACUUUUCCGAAAAAAGGGAAGUUAAAUGUCAAGGAUGUGUUCCUUUUGCCGGAUGGUCAGAAAUGCUACUAUAUUCAUAAGUACAAAGUGAAGGAUAGAUCAUGGAUAGUAACACAUAGUCCAGUGGAUGCUGCAAUGAGAUGUUCUUGCAUGAAGUUUGAGUCGUUGGGGCUACCUUGCUGUCCCAUGAUAUGUGUUAUGAAAGCCAAAAAUUUAACGCAAAUUCCCCCAACUUGUGUGCUGCAUAGAUAG